AUGCUGACUCUGGACAUGGUGCGGUUGGUGCUGGUAUUGAUGCGAAGAGUGGCCGGCAACGGCUGGCUGGGCGAUUAUGUAGCCAUGCGGGUGGUGUCCGGCCGGGUAGGCCAGAGGCAGCAGAGUUGCCUGUUGGGGCAAGAAUGGAGAGGCGGGACGAAGAGUCAUGAAGGACUGGUAGAUGAUUUUGCUCACAAUCCUAUCAUCAGACCACAUGCCGUUUACAUUCAAUUUCACAUGGCCCUGCCUCCAAAAAGGUGGUCUCAUCCCGAACGGAAUGGACUGCAGUUCCCACCUCUCCUGAACUCACCUCAUCAGCACCCGCGGCAGGAAUGGAAGCCGAGUUGUGCUGGUACAGCGUGUAAUCUCGACACGUUAAUCGCUACGCCACAUUGCCACGAGUGUCACUGA
Molecule: messenger RNA, 411 nt
Organism: Protopolystoma xenopodis
Lineage: Eukaryota; Metazoa; Platyhelminthes; Monogenea; Polystomatidea; Polystomatidae
Source: the annotation of a GenBank genome assembly